Thunnus maccoyii (southern bluefin tuna) is the source of this 3650-nucleotide messenger RNA. RefSeq names its product cilia and flagella associated protein 61 (gene cfap61). Bases 122 to 3583 code for a protein of 1153 amino acids. The transcript has 25 exons. NCBI's taxonomy places the organism in Eukaryota, Metazoa, Chordata, Actinopteri, Scombriformes, Scombridae. The record is from RefSeq and is a predicted model, not a curated record.
GGAGCUAGCUUUAGCACAAACUAACAAAAUAUUGAUACUGUAAUCAGCACAAGAGGUUUCUUUUUCACGGAGCUACGUAUGAAUUUAUUUAGAACUUCCAUCCACAACAUUAACCCUGAAGAUGAGGACUAUAACUUCAACCAGUGGCCAAGUGGAAACUGUGGCUGUCAGAAGAAGCGAAUCAGCGGAUGCUGAGGGGAUUGACAGCCUCAUCAGCCCCUCAGCUCUGGAGGUGUUUGGAAAGGUCAAUGUAAUUCAUCUUCUGGAGAAAGCCAACCUGGCAGUGACGCUGGCCAAUGAGAAGGACGACAUCUUGGCUCACGCUUCCUUCUUCGAUCACCCUGUUGGAGACUUGGUGGAUCAGGCUCACUGGGAACCUUUCAUGCAGAAACACUUCAGAGCUGAAAAAUGCACACCUUUCAACACACUCUUCACCCACCUGUUCGUUGCAGAGCCGAGCUUCGCCGCAGCAAGUCUAAAGGAAAUAAUGAGAGCUGUCUUUAACGCCGUCGCAGAGCUUGAAUACGUCUGCCUGAUCAGCCCAAAUGCCGACGGUUCAGAGCUGGGACUGGAUGAGGUGUUUGAGCCACUACAGCGCCUGACUGAGCCGGGGCCUCAGUGCUUAGCAUUAAUCUGCCACAGACAAGAUCACUGUCCAAGACUUCAUGUCCGCCCUGCCAGGGUUGAAGAUCAUGAUGACAUCGUGAGGAUAUUUGCAGAGCGGACAAAACUACUGUCAGUCAUCGAUCAGCCGUACGUCCUGGCAGAGCUCAUUGAGGCUCAGAAUGAAGAAAACCACGCAGCUGUUUGUGAGAGUGACGGAGUCGCCGUCGGCUUCAUCAGUGUCACUGCUGAUGUUGAUGUGAAACAGCUGUGCGACAGCUUUGAGCUGAGCGAGUUCGACGGUUUGUACAAACCGCAGGAAAUGAGAUGCGAUGAAUCCGACGCUCGUUCUGACACGAGAGAAGACGAAGAAGCGCCGAGACAAACAUCAGAUUCACAGCAGUUACAGUCAUCUCAGCAGGAGACACAGUCGACCGGAGCAGGAGAGCUUUUGGAGAAACCCAAUGUUUUCUGUAUUCAGUUCUUUGUUAUUGACAUGAGUCAUGAAAUGAGAUCAGUGGACUUUAUUCCAUAUGUAUUUGAACGUUUCCCAGACCGGGACUUCUGCAUCAUCACAGUUUCCACGUUGUCCCCUGAGUUCCCGUUACUGCAGAGCUUCCUCAGGGUGCCGCCGCGCCCCGGCAGCACGCUGACCCGUGAACUUUACAUCCUCCCCCGCGUCGGGCUCAGGAGUGUGAAGGUGAGACCGGCUCUGGCUACAGACUGGCCUGCUGUCUCUGACCUGGUGAAGGGUCUGAGACUGAACAAGUCCCUGCUGCAGGACAUGGCCCUCUUCUACGAGACCCGCAAUGACCGGGAUGGGGUGCCGCUGCAGGCCUUUGUAGCCCAGGUGGACAGUCAGGUUGUAGGGAUGCUGAUCAUCAGAGAUGAGCGGGACAUCGAGUACAUCCGUGCCCACUACAACAUCGAGAACUUCAUCUAUUUCAGCCAUCAUUGCUACGAGGAGCACGCUCAGAUACGCCACUUUGUCCUCAAACCCUCCUUCCAACACUUCACCAAACACUUGUUUAAGGAGGUCCUUAGGCUGGCUCACAAAUCCUGCCUGUACCACAGAAUCUACCCCCCAAACCAGAGCCAGGAGAAUUCCUGCGUUCUUCAACUGGAUCUCAUCCUCAACUGCACAGUCCCCGUCCGCCCGCGACGCCAGAUCAUCUACCCACUGGAGGAGCUUGGCAUCAAUGCCCCUUCCAGGCGGAUCACCGAGGACCAGGCACCGUUUGCUCUCAGCCUCAUCAGCAGAAAGUUAACCAUGGAGCCAAAGGUCACCGUUAAUGCCAGGAUUGUGGUGGUGGGGGCGUCGGACACAGGUUUAUCUUUCCUCGAGGUGCUUUGUUUCUGCCCUCACCUCAGGUUCAACAAGCUGACCCUCAUCUCAACACACGGUUACCGCGGCGACUACAACGACGAGGACGUCGGAUUUCUGUCCACAAGUCAUGCGUACAGCAGCAGAGACUUGGCCCAGCUCCCUCUACAUUCCUGCGUCAAUGUGGUCACUGGGAAGAUGGUGGGCAUCAACAGGGAGUCCAAACUUGUUCUGGUGUCUGGUGGUAGGAAGGUGCCCUACGAUCACCUCAUCCUCUGUACAGGCCUGCAGUACCAGGUGCCCUGUCCCACCGGUGUGGAUCUGAGCCAGUCCAUCACAAACAGCCAGCUUCAGACUCCGUCCGCUCACCGCAGAUACACUGGGCCCAUACCGUCAAACCUCUUCACCCUCAACGACCUCUCCGACUGCAUGGCUGCUCGCCGCUGGCUGUGCGCCAACUUUGUGGAGCUGGAGGAUAAUGCCGUCGUCUAUGGAAACAGCAUUGAUGUCUACACCACCGUGGAGACUUUGCUCAGUCUCGGCAUCGAGGGAUCUCGUAUCCAUCUGGUACUUCCACCAUGCGAACCCCGCAGCUCCUGCUUCAGCGACCCAGAAGUGGAGAAGGCUGUGACGACGAGCAUGGAGAAGGCCAAAGUCCAGGUCCACCAUAACUGCCUGCUGGCUCAGAUGAACAAUGGCGAACACCCCGACCCUCUCUCAUCGGUGUCAUUCACCACAGACACAGAGCCCCUCCAUCUGCAGUGUGGAGUGUUCAUCAACUUCUUCAAUAAAGGAGUCGACUACGACGCCUUCAAGAGCAUCAUAAACUCCUUCCUGGUCUUUGAUAGCAGACUUGUCAUAAAGGCCGCUUUCCAUACCAGCGAUCCAGCCAUUUGCGGUGCCGGGCCUCUCACCAAAUUCUCUCGCUGCUACUACACAGACGAGUGGUCACACGCCCACUUCAACUCCAAGGAGGUGGGCCAGGACCUGGCGGCCAUGUUGCUGCCCCUCUUCGACCUGACGCUAGAGCCUGCUGAUGAAUCUCCACCUGAAAUGGAUCAUCUUAUACCGCUUUACAAACAGGCUAAGAUUCAAGGUGGGAAGCUGCCUGGAGGAUACAACUACCUGCACGUUACCAAACCGUUCACUACAGACCUGACAGGUCCUCCUGUUAAACACUUACAGGACAGCGGCAUCGUGACCGGACGAGUGGAGACGGGGAACUACUUCAGUUUACAUCUCGACUGCAACGAGCUGGUGGACACGCUCACCUGCCUGUCCCUGAAGCCCCUCCCUGUCUCUAAUUACCUGAGUUUGUACGGGAAACACCAGCAGCUGCUGGGACAGCUGUUGUCCCGCUACCACCAGGGCCUGAUCCAAGAUCUGUACAGUUUCCUCAGGCAGAGCUGGUGUUUGGCCGUUUAUCACGACAGAUUUUCCGACUUUGAGCAGGAGCUUCAGCAGAUCACCUCAACUCACCUGAAGGACGAUGAGUCGAGGCAUCAGGUGAUGUCGGAGGACGGCGAGGAGCCAAACGUCCUCCAUCAGGACGAGUUACAGGAAGAGAGUCGAGCAGCUGUGAGGAGCAGCGCUGUGAGAUAUCUGACCUACAACCGUAACCUGCUGCCCAUGUUCGCCUACCCGGGACAGCUGUGACAUCACAAGUGACAUCAGAAAGUUUUUAUUUAAACAUAGUGUCAUUAAAAUUGUGAGGAAAUGCUGA